GAAAAGUUUCAUCUUGACGAGUUUUUCGCCGUUUUAAAGUUGCAAUUUUUACAGGGAAAAGUUUGACUUUAAUGGUUGAAAAGUUUUCCAAAACAGAACGUGCCCGGGCCCGGAACUGGAUUACGUGAAUUCAAGCGCGGUCAAUUCUUUGGAAUAGUGGAAAAUUGGGCUGAAGGCUGAUGGAAUAGUGAUUUCUGUUGGAUCGGGCUAGGAUUUUCCUCCCAAAAAUUGCAAAAGUGGGCUCCAUCAUCGUCGUCAUCGCCGUCGUCAGUCGGGCAGCCGUCGACAUCGCGGGGCUGGCAUUCAGCCUCCAGGAUUUUUUUGUGCUGUUCGGCCCUCGCUCGCAAUGUAUGGUGAUAAAAGUUAGACAUUUUAUUCGAUUGCGAUGUGAAAGUGAAUGUGAGAGUGAAAUAAUGGGGGCUGCGAAAAAAAGAUAUCUGAUGCAGUCUGCCAGGAUGAUGGAAGCUCGGGCGCUUUCUUAGGCAUUUAAAAGAAGUGAAAAUUUCUGUUCAAAGUGGUUGGAAAUGGUGACUAUUUCCUGUGGCGAGUCGUUCGAGGAAAAAUAGUAGCCAGGAAUGCGUGAUACGAUGUCAAAAGUGUUGGACAGUGAUACGGAAUCGGAGAUACCAGCCAGUAUUCAAAGUAACAACAAUAGUGAACCAAAUACGGAUAAUGAGGAGAAACCGGAAGCGGACGCCCUUCCUGUUGAGAGGGCAUCGCUUUCAGCAGUGGAAAACGGAAACAUCAGCGAUACGGAUAGCAUAUGCAGCAACCAGAGCAAUGCUCGAAUAUUGGCCAACGGAAAUGCUCUCCAGACCGCCGGACCAAGUCUUCCUUUAGUCAGAGCACCAAGCCCACCAGCAGCUACUACCAACGGUAACAGCUUAUCCAGCUGUACAUCGAAUAACCCAAACACCAGCGGCAACAUCAGUUCCGGUAGUAGUAGUAGCAGUAUCAGCAAUCCGAAUUCGAACCGCAACACGGCAGGUACGCCGGUGGCCCUCGCGGCUGCUGGUGAUCGGGUGAGGAAGUACCGGCACCAGAACUUUAGCAAGAAUAUCUACAUCGGUACGAAAAAUGCGGAAAAGUGGGACACCUUGCGGAAUCUAUUGCAGUUCAAGAACGACGUGGAAUUCGUUACCUUCCUGCUCCGGCUUGCGGAGGUGGAUGAUCGGAAACGGAAAAAUCGAAUAGCGAAUGGGCUAAACGGUGAUGCCGACUCUCUGCAAGAUGUUCCGCCAGGUGUACUGGCCAGCAGCAAAAGCGACCAAUCGAACGGAAAACCUAGCACUAAGAAAACCAAGAGAGUACAAUUCCAGGAAAAUGUAAAUAUAAUCAACGACAACAAUAGCAGUAGCAGUAUGCGAAUCUCUGGCGGUGGCCCAGGGGUAUUUGACUUCCACGAAGACGACGAUGAUAACGAGCACGGGAUAGAGUUUCGGCGUCGGCGACCGCGGGCACAGCAGCCGUUGAGAUCUCCCCUACCGCCCAAUGAGGAUGAUCACGGAGAUGAGGAUGCUGCUGCCGAUGGCGGCGACGAAGACGAGGAGCGAUUCAUUGUGCAGAAUAUUAUCAAAAAGAUUCCGGGAAGGGUCGGACAAAAUGGCAAUGAAGUGCAACAGGAUUCCAUUAGUAGUACAAUGGGGUCGGUGUCGGAGGAUUCGUUGCAUACCGAAACGGAAGUAUUGGAUUAUCGUAUCGCAGAGAAAAUAAAAACCGAAUUGGAAGAGAAGCAAAAACUCGAGCGAAAAUCGUUUGGGGAAGAUAUGCCAUCGACUUCGAAUUUCUCGGAACAUUCCGAUCGUCCCUCGGAUGACGAAGCAUACGAUAAUAAGUUGGACAUAAAGAAGAUCGAUAUACGGAAAGCACCGUUUGAUCCGAAGCUCGGAACGAGUAGGAAAAUAAAAAGAGAAACGGGGUCAGUUGAUCUUCGAAUAGAAUACGAAGAGCAAGAAUAUCGACCGUUGACUCCGGACGAACGCAAACCUCUGCUACCGCCGCCUAAGAAGCCUAGAAAAGCGCCUACAACGAAAAACAAAGCCUGUACGGGAUGCGGUUUGAAACAUGGAACCGAUCCAUGCCCACUGAAUUCUCCGUUGGCAGUGAUCAGCAACAAAAUCGAGCUUAAUGAUUGGAUAGAACAAAACGAAGACCUAAUAAAGAAGCACAAAAUUAUACUGAAACCAGAAAAUCCAGAAGACAUGGACGAUGAAAAUGAAGACAACUACGAUGACGACGAGGAGGAAGACGAAGGAGAUGAGAACGAGGAUAAUCCUUUCGAAGAGAAACUCGACAUCAUUCCAUCAUUUUCCGAAACCUCGCUACCGUCAGAGUUCGAACUUCGAUUAGCGCCACUAGCAACAACGAUCAGCACAGUUACUGCUGCGAGUACUGCAAAUGUUGGUCAGCAAAUGCAAAUCGAUGCCAGUGAGUCAUCGUGUUCGUUGGCUGCGUCACAAUCCGGUGAGCAACAAUCCACACAACUUCCUCCACCAACGGCCACGGUUACCAAUACGAUAAACCACGGACUGAGUAUUUUCACAAAAAUAUUCAUCCCGAAGUAUACCCAACUUGGUCCGGUCAUAGGCCUCAUUGCGAAGGAAACGGAAAUUCAGGACGACUGCAACAUGCGGUACAUCUACGAAACGUUCGAUGGAACCAAGUCGUUGUACAUCAACAUGGAGAACAAGAAUCAGGCCAACUGGUUGCGCUACCUGCGACCGGCUCGGCAUCGUGAUCAGAAGAACUGCGUGCUGAAGGUUCGCAACGAGCAGAUUGUGUUCGUGACCAGUGUGGAUCUGGAUGUGGGCAGUGAGUUGCUGUACUGGAGUGACGAAAGCAAUUCAGCUUGGGGCAAGAAGAAAAUGGAGAAAACGAAUUGCGGUGGAUGUAAUUUGAAGUUUGACCAUCCCUUGUACUACCGCACACACUGUUCGGUAUUCCACGAUCCGGCCUUCAGUUUAACCAUUCGGAAGUACCACUGCAAGGUAUGCGGGAUUGCGGUGCUUGGAAAGGAGAAUAUCAUGAAACAUGCAGAGAAAAUGCAUGACGGUAAAGGAGCUUAUCAGUGCCAGUUCUGCUCGAAGUUCUUCCUCCGUCUGAAUUACCUGGAGAUGCAUCGAACGUACGGCUGCAGUAUGAAUCCUCAGCGUGCGCGCCCGCUGUGCGACUUCUGUGGUCGGAAGUUCUGCCAACCGCAAAAACUGAAGGUUCACAUCAAACGAAUGCACAGCGACAUGGCCGAAGUACUGCGGGACUUCCAGUGUAAGCUGUGCUCAAAGCUCCUGGGAUCGCGAGCGGCCCUGCAACGCCACUCCAAAGAGGUGCACAGCCGUAACUCCGCUGUUGUCAGCUGCCCGCGGUGCCAGAAACUGUUCCAGAACAGAAGCAACCUAAAAAUUCACAUGUUGACCCACUCCGGGGUGAGACCAUUCAAGUGUGCAGAGAACGAGUGUGCAGCAGCCUUUACAACGAAGCAGUGUCUCCAGUUCCACUACAAAAAGGUGCAUGGAUAUACGCAGGAGCAGAUGCCGAAGAUCGAGCGCAGCGUGGCGUACACAUUUGAUGCAUAUUCGGGUGGUAUGAAUGAUGGAUUGGUUGAUCUUCUUACAGAUGGGCUUCAGCGCAGGCAGCGUAGGAAGCUGGAACCGGGCGAAGAAGGUGGCAGCGAGAAAAGGAAACGACCGCCGAAAGAUCUGCCUGGAAACAUCCUGAAGACGAAGAAUAUAUUGGAGUCAUUCAGUGAAAUAUGCAAAAACGAUAGCAAUUUAUCGUUAUUGUCAACAAAGAUUUCUUCGAUAUUGAGUGGAAAUUUGAAGGACUUUGGAAAGGUGCCUGGAGGGUUACCUGGUUUGGAUGGCGAAGGGGUUCGAAAGGAAGAACUGGAUGACGAUCUGGAUUCAAAUGAAUGUGGUGAACGAGACGAGCGUUUGGAGGCAAUUCAGCGUCAUCUGAAUCAACCGUUGUCGGAUGAAAAACACGACGAGUUCAGUCAACUGCACUCGCGUUUAUCGAACAUAUCAGCACAGAGCGAACAGAAUGCAAUGCACUACAAGCUGUCCAGCAAUGAAGAUGAGAAACCGUUGACCGAUGGAGAUGGGUUCGGUGAUUUGAACUCACUGGCAGCGAGUAAUCAGAAAUAUAAAGAAUUUAUGAACGGUGGAAAUCCGGGACUGGUUAUUAGUAAGGGUAGCAAAAAAUGGAUUAGUGAUAACGGUCACAUGCAAGAUGACAACAAUUCGGAGAAUAUGUUGGCGGCGGCAGCAAAUCGGGAUUUUCUGACAAAGUUGAUUAUGAAUGGCGGAAAUGUGGGUCACAAUUCUUCGCAUAACCAUGUGGCGGAUGAUGACGAGGACGAUGAUGAUAACUCGACUAUUUUGGAUGUGGUGGACAACCAAAAUCAACAGAACACCAAUGUACAAAAUCAACAGCAGUCACAGCAACAGCAGCAGCAACAACAACAGCAGUAUACAUCAAGUUUUGCAGGAUUGAAUAAUUCCUUACCAGAUUUGCCUGCUUUCCAAAGCCACUCGUUCCCGACACAUUUCAAUCAUCAAUCACUGUUGGGGAGCUUCUACAACAAUAAUAGUGGAGUGACAGGUCGUAAUGCCAUCAAUACGAUACCCACAUCAGCCAGCAUGUUGGUAGAAGCGGCUUUGAAUUCAGUGAGUAACAUCAUUAACGAAGCAGAAAUGAAUAACAACAGCAACGAAAAUCAGAAUCUUCAUAUGGGAGACAUCGAUGGCGGCAGUGCGACACCCGCUGAGAACAACCUGCAAGCAGAUUCCUUCAAUACGGAAGGCAUUAAUGGUUCGGUGGACGAACUGAAGAUGCUUAAGCCGCAUGGCUUCCCACUUCCUAUGAACUCUAUGUCUCAGUUUUCGACGCACUCUCCGGAUGAUGCCAGUAUUAUACAGGAACGCAGCGAGCUCGAGGUUCGACCGAAAUCACGCGACAAGCUGCCGAACUAUAACGAUGGUGAAAUGCUUGGCUAUGACGAUCAACCUCAUCAGCAACAACAGCAAUCACAGUCAUCCCUACACAAGCACACUCCUAGCGUAGAUUCGGUGCGUAGUGCAUUGUCUCCAGAUCAGAAUGACUUCAACUUUUCCAACUCGAACGGAGCUCAAAGACAACAGCAACAACAGCAGCCACAACAAACGGCUACGGACUCACCUGCUCGAUCUGUCUCAAGACAAAUUUAUGGAGAGCAUGAUUUGAUUUCUCCAGCAUCCACACCGUCGCUACCAAGGUACGACUUUGGGGCAGAUAACAAUAGCUAUGCACGACGACAGGAAAAAAAUAUUAGCUCUUUAGCUUUAGAGAAUUUUGAAUCCAACCUGAAGAGCCAACAUCACAUGCAGCACUUAUCUAGUGACGAGGACAGCAGUAUUGUGAUUGCUGAAAACUUGUCCGUUAAUGCAAGCAAUAGUGAAUCAAAACUGAAGAUUACGAAUCCAACCUCCGGUGGAGACUUCAUCACUCCGAAUGGUGGCAGUGGUGGCAAUAAAUAUGACACAGGACGCAAUAACUUGGGACCGGAUUUAUCGACAGACCUUAGAUUGAAGUACAAUUCGGAACCCAAUGUAGAUCUUCCAGAUUUUCGUUCCAGCAAUGCUAUGAAUGAAUCAUCGGACUUCCAAGGCCUGGACAUGACUUCCAGAGCAGGGCUUCCAUCGAGCUACUCGCACAGCAAUUUCCAAGUACCAUCAAGCGGCGGUAAUCUGAACUUCAACCGAUAUCAUCACCAUAUCUACGACAUUCUCAACGAACGUGAGCAGCACCAGCAGCAACAACACCAGCAACAGCACCACCAGCAGCAGCAAGAAUUUCAACUGCAGCAACAGCAACAACAACAAAUGCAGCAUAUGAUUCAGGACCACAUUGGCCAAGACACUGAACCGGAACAACCAGCAUCAGUGGACCUCAGCCGCACAUCCAACUACUUGGUUCCAUCACCUCCUUCCCCCGCCCUUCCUUAUUCCCAUCCACAUCCUGAUAUGAUUCGUAUGGUUUCCCUUGAUCUGAGUGCAAACAGCGGAGGAAACAUGAUUGUCGGGAACGCCCCUCAUCAUGUCCGUCAUCCAUCCUUUUUGUCCUCGCAGAUUCAGCAUUCCAAUCGCGACUCCCUUCCCGACCAUCAUCGACUGUUGGCGAGCGAACAACUUGCUGCCACAAACCAUCGAUUGUUAGUUGACCCGGCCGCACAUUUGAUAUUCGAACAGAACAAUCGCCUUCUUGCAGAAACCCCAGGACCGCCACCUACCCCAAGACACGUCGUGUCUCCGCAACGAGGCUUCGGAGCCUACCAUCAUCACCAUCACCACCAGGUUGGAUCGUCCAACUAUCAUCACCAUUCAGUUAAGCAAAAUUUGACCUCUCCUCCGUUGAAUCAGCACGCUUCGGCAGCUGCAAACUAUCAUCCCUUCCCGACCUACUACUGAGCAUAGUGGUCAUCGUGGAAUCAACUGUCACGACAAAUCUGAAGCACAGAGGACACUGUAGAACGAGUAGAACGAGCUCAAAAAUGUUAUAUGAGAAAAGUACCCACCAAAACCAAACUAAAAGAAAAUUGUAAAAAGGCAACCGAAAGUUUCGGUAUACGAAAGAAAGAAUAACCAUUUGUUGGAAGUAUUUACGGAUUAUGAGCAUGCAUGAUUCAUUAAGCAAAUCCAUGUGGCACAUGAGGCUUAUCACAACUCAAUUCGCAAAAUGAGUUUAGUGGGCAAUAUUUUAAUUGUUUUUACUGUGCAAUCAAUUGUAUUUUUGUCAUUGUAACAAUCAAUACGAUCUCUAUUUUUGUCCGUUACCGUACUUAAAUUAAUCGCAUAAAAUCAAUCAAAAAGAAAACGACGAUAUCGCGCAAAAUGGUAAAAUUUACACAUAAUGAAACAUUAUAAAUGUUUUUCGUCCUAUUUUUGUUUAAUAUCUAUUAUUAGCACGAAUUGAACAGUGAGUUGCUUUCCAGCAGCUGGUAAAAAUCUUACCAUAGUUUGUAAUAUUUAUUCUGAAUAAAUUAGACAAGAGGGAGGACUAAAAUUUAACAUACCAAGAUAUACCAAAACCCAUACGCAUACAGAUGAAUCGACAGCAUUGUGCCAAAAACUGAAUAACAGGAGAAAAUAAACAGUACGAAUAAACGAGUGUUCUUUUGUUUGUUUAACAAUCUUAUCAAACAAAAAUCAUCAGUCUUGUCAGUCAGUCGUUUUAUUAGUAUUAGCUGUAACUGAUAUUUAUAAAUAGAUUAUAACACAAAAAGAAACCAUAGUCUGUAUCUGUGUAACACAUUGGUCGCCACUAAAAUAAAAGAAAAGUGUUCUAUUAAAAUGUGGCAUUAGUUCCACACAAAAAUACGAGAAAGGCAAAUAAAAACAAUUGUACUCAUAUAGAAAUAUCCAGGAAAUCAAUUGAACUCACUACUCCAAGCUGUUCCAACAAGGCAUGCGCUAGCUCAUUUUUUGACCAAUAGUGAUCAACAAUAAACCAGUGAGCCCCAAACGAUAUAAGUUUUGGUGACGCAUUAGAGCUACAAAGGAGAUGUUUCACUAGCGAACAUAUUCAUCAACUACUUAACGCAACACUUUUCACCACAUAGAGAAGAGAAAACCAAUAAUCUCCAGAACAAAUUUAGAUGCAAAAUAUGAAAAAAAAAUCAAUCUGGCAUAUGUAUGAUACGAAAAAUAAAUAAAGCAAAAUGAACAUGAA
Molecule: messenger RNA, 7704 nt
Organism: Armigeres subalbatus
Lineage: Eukaryota; Metazoa; Arthropoda; Insecta; Diptera; Culicidae
Exons: 6
Coding region: 576-6443 (1955 amino acids)
Biological process (GO): regulation of transcription by RNA polymerase II
Cellular component (GO): nucleus
Molecular function (GO): RNA polymerase II transcription regulatory region sequence-specific DNA binding; protein binding; DNA-binding transcription factor activity, RNA polymerase II-specific
Source: RefSeq, a predicted model, not a curated record